CCAAAUAAUAAUGAAUCAUUUCAUAAAUAAUGGGUUUAGAAGCUUAUCAGGGCAGGCGGGCCACUGCUGGGGUUUUAUCUCUCUCGGCCACAUUGCAGUAGUGUUCCGCUCUCCAUACUAAAUAGGAAACUGGACGUGAUGUGGAAUUAGAGCCUACCCAGCUGAAGCCACCCAACACUUACUACAAAUAUAGCCACGAUGCGUAGGCCACAAAAUGGCUCCACUCACUUUUCCCAAUGAAAAGCAAAUGGAUUUAGCAGUUUUAUCCCGAUGCGGGUGUCCUUCCUCUCUGUAAAGUCGUAAGUACCUUGAGGUGGGAGGAGUAAAUUCAGCCUGACACUGAGAGCGCUUUUGUUGAAACAGGAGAGACUUGCGGUGUCCCUACUUAAAUAUGACACAUAGAGAUGGUGAGAUAUGGCAAAAAAAAUGGGAUUUCUCUCGCAAUUCAGCCCAUCAAAAACGGGAAAAAAAUUACCCAAGGCAAAGGAGCGAGAAGGAUGGGCGGCAGCUCCCUGCUCCGUGAAGCUCCCUAUUUAUAUGGGGAAAAAAUAAACCAACCAAACAAACAAACGAACAAAACAUCUGAAAGCGAACGAGGGGAUAUGUGGGAGAAAAAACAUGGCAAUAAUCUCCAUAUCGCUGCCUGCCCUCGGCGCGAGGUGCCCUGUCGCGACAGCAUUCGUUCUAUGGGAGAAGGGGGACAAUGCCGUGUGCGUCCGCGGCCGGGCCCCUUCCUCCUUCCUGCUGUAGUGAAUGCGCGGGGGGAUUGGCUCCGUUAGGGGCUGGUUUAACCCCCUCUCCCCCAAAAAGUGGUUUCGGGUAUAUUUCGCUGUUUUACGAAUAAUAAUAAUAGUAAAAACUAGACAUGGGAGGAAAAGGGGCCACUCUUGAGGCUGAGGCCGCUGCCGGCAGGCCGGGUCGCGGUCGGGCUGACUCCGCAGGUCGGCAAACACCGCAGGGGCCCCCGAUGUGGAGAGAAGUACCCCGCAAAAAAGCGGGGGCGCGCACUGUACUUCCUCCGUUAUUUGGCCGCAUAAUUUAACUCGGUGCGCCGGGCGCUGGCCGAGCCCUUCUCGCUGCACCGGGCGCCCCGACGGUGCCACCGCUCCGCGGGUACCGGGGGAUGGGGGGUCGGGUCCGGUGGUGCGUCCUGCGGGACCGGGGCGCUGCGGGACGUCAAAAGUGCCGCACCGCUCCGCCAGGCUCCGUGACGUCACGGCAGGGCCGCUCCGUGACGUCACGGCCCCGCACGGCUCGGGCGGGGUGGACCCGCAGACCCCCCGGUGCCGCCAGCAAACUCUAAAUGAUUUUAGGGACGAUGGACAGGCCGCCCGCCCCGCCGCCCCCCAGUGACCCCCGCGAUGCCCGCCCCCCCCGGCGGCACGACUCGGAAGCGGAGACCACGAGCGAGCCGGAGAGCAGCCGCGGGGGCAUGGAGGCGCCGGCGGACCCCCAGCUGCUGCUCAACGGGGCGUCCAAGGAGGCGGGCCGGCCCUCCCCCGGGCCCCCCGCCGCCCCUGUGCCCGUCAUCGAGCUGGUGCGCCGGGGGGGCUCCCUGGACAUAAAAGACCGGGAGGCGGCGGGAGAGGCGAUGCAGAGAGCGCCGGGUGCCGAGCCGUGCCGCGCCGCCGAGGCCGCCUGCGAGGCCCGCAUGGUGCAGCUGAGCCCCCCCGCGCUCCCGCUGCAGCCCCACGGCAGGGCCAUGCUCUACAACCUGGGCCAGCCGCUGGCCACCAUCAACAGCGGGUUUUUCGGCGAACCGGAUUCCUUCUCCAUGUACGGCAGCAACCGGGUGAAGCGGAGACCGUCUCCGUACGAGAUGGAGAUCACCGACGGUCCUCACACGAAGGUGGUUCGCCGCAUUUUUACCAACAGCCGGGAGAGGUGGAGACAGCAGAACGUCAACGGAGCCUUUGCAGAGCUCCGCAAGCUCAUCCCCACCCACCCGCCCGACAAAAAACUGAGCAAGAACGAGAUCUUGCGCCUGGCUAUGAAGUACAUCAACUUCCUGGCCAAGCUGCUCAACGACCAGGAGGAAGAAGGAAACCAAAGGGGCAAAGUGAACAAAGACUCUGGGAUAGUCCAGGAAGACCUCCUGCAGGACAUGUUGUCUCCUAACUCUAGCUGUGGAAGCUCUUUAGACGGAGCGGCGAGCCCGGACAGCUUCACGGAAGAGCACGAAACGCUGGACUCGAAGCACACGCGGAGCCUGCACCACGCCAUCCUCCCCGUAGAAGGCAACGCGCAGCGGUGAUGACCUUGGCACUGCUCCCGAAGCGCCGAGGGGGAGAGGCAAGGCCCGAGCGUGAGGAUGCUGGAACUUGUGCUCGCGGGAUCUGUGACUCUGCCUUUCCCCGAGAGCUCGGGCUCGGGCUCUCCCCAGCCCGGGGCGGAGCGGCCGGAACGUUGGCUGAGGAGAGACCAACCCAGAUGGACGUUCAGUAUUUAGGUACGUGAUCGUACAAAGAAGAAAAGCAUUGAAGUCAUCUUCAUUGUACAUACUGCUCAUGUCGUGACCCUGAGGAGGGGGAGGAGACGUGGCCAGCGCCUCUCCAGCAUUUAGAGGGCUUUCAGACCGUUUGAUGACCAUUGCUUUUUAAACAGUCGCCUGGUUGAGGCAUGAAACUCCUCUUUCACUGCUGGCAGAGGCCACUGAUGCUUUCCUGCUCCACGUGGUGCUGGAGACUGCUGCAUCAUGCCAGUGCAGCACUUCUCCAGCCUGUGGCACACACAGCUGGUCUGAACAGGAGCUGGGGCCACGUGUUCCUGUUGUCCGAGAGCUUUUGUCUGUAUCUUUUUAAAGAGGUGAAAAAAUACCCUCAGCAAAAGAACUAUUAAAAGGAUUAAGACUAUUUCUUUCUCUCUUCUUUUUUUCUUUUUUUUUUCUCUUUUUUUCUUCCCCUUUUCCUCCUUUCCCUUCUACCUAACUUUGAAUUGUUUGGGGUUGUAGUAUUUAUGACGUGGGAUUACUUCUGUUUAACACUGUCAUGCAGUAUCCAUUGAAUGAAAAGGUACAUAGGUGUUUUCUGCCACCCUCCCAGUCCCUAAUUCUUCUGCUGGUAACACUCAGCAGGUGAGCUCCAAGCCUGUUGUGGUCUACUAGAGCUUUCCCAGUGGUUUCUUAGGGCCAGAAUUUCUCUCAAGAAAGAUGAAUUUUGGAAUUGGUAAGGGAAAAAAAUACUUGCUAGUGGAGUAUCUCCUUGGACUGGAGGAUUUUUAUGAUCAAAAAGCAACAAAAAGGCAAAAGGAGUCAGUGAUGUAUCAACAGUGUGCGUGUACAUAGGAAUAUAAAAGGGUUUUAAUGGUAUGCUUUGAAGUUUUUGAUUUUAUUGUGUGAAAAUGGUGGUGGUUCAGCUGUGCCAAUGCCCACAGUAUGGACCAUAGUGCUGGAUUUAUUCUGACCUUAGGGAGGUCCUUACUGAUGAGACUGAACUUUGCAGGGGAAGCACUAACAACAGUGGUGGGAUUAGCCUCCAUUCCCAAGUGCUCAGGUUGCUGCAAAGUUGAUAUUUGUGACUGAGAUGGUCCUCUGAUCCCUGCUGCCCCCCCGGGAGGGUGUUUGGGAAACAGAAGGACUGAGGACCAGGAAGCUGCUGCUGUGGGGGCUGGGAGCUGAGGACCAUCCUGUGCUAUCACCACAUCAAUCCCAUCAUUUCCCACCCACCCACCCAUUGCCUGAUGGGGCAAUUGCCCCAAGUCCAUCCUCUCCUUCUGCAGAGAAGGCACAGAAAUCUCUACAAUGCUACAGUAAAAAAAACUCCCAAAACCAACAAACCACACACAAACAUCCUUUGGAAGGGGAUAAAUCUGUUUAAGUGGGGACACCUUCCACCUCACUUGUUUCUUCCCAAGGAUGCUGAGGUACAAAGGAACACAGAGAAUUUAAGUGGGUGUCUGCAAGCCCAUCCAGGCUUAUUUCAGAGCUCUGUCAUUUCCAUCCCUGCCGGGUUCUGAUGCCUCUUUGUAAAUAAUAGUUAAGAGUCUGGCGUGUGGCUUGGCUUAUUAGGUGGAAUUAGUUGCCUGAGAAGGGAUCCUGGCCCGUGUAAAGAUUUCCAAGACCCCAAAUCUUGGAAAGCACCAAUCUCCCCCAUCUUAAAUUGGGGAAAAGGAGGAAAACUUCCUGGGUCUGUAUUGUCCAUGCAUGGGUUUUUUUACUAGAAGGGGUUACCUGCAGGGCUGUGCCAGGGAAGAGGUGCUGGCAGGUGACAAAGUGACACUGAGGAAGAGGUUUGGGCUGGUACUGGUGCCAGGGGUAGGAAAGGCAAGCACUGGGGGCUGCCAGGGGACCCUCUGGGGAGAGAGGGAGAGAGCCAUUCUUGGUCUCAAAAUAACCCUUUACAACCUUUUUAUUAAACUAUUGCAAAACAAAAAAAACCAAACAAACAAAA
Pseudopipra pipra is the source of this 4388-nucleotide messenger RNA. It is a transcript of the gene TAL1, whose product is annotated as TAL bHLH transcription factor 1, erythroid differentiation factor. NCBI's taxonomy places the organism in Eukaryota, Metazoa, Chordata, Aves, Passeriformes, Pipridae. The transcript is spliced from 6 exons. Gene Ontology annotation, molecular function: protein dimerization activity; DNA-binding transcription factor activity, RNA polymerase II-specific; RNA polymerase II cis-regulatory region sequence-specific DNA binding. Gene Ontology annotation, biological process: regulation of transcription by RNA polymerase II. Bases 1304 to 2254 code for a protein of 316 amino acids. The record is from RefSeq and is a predicted model, not a curated record.